Molecule: messenger RNA, 6226 nt
Organism: Neofelis nebulosa (Clouded leopard)
Lineage: Eukaryota; Metazoa; Chordata; Mammalia; Carnivora; Felidae
Gene: FBXW2
Product: F-box and WD repeat domain containing 2
Exons: 8
Coding region: 253-1617 (454 amino acids)
Molecular function (GO): protein binding
Source: RefSeq, a predicted model, not a curated record
GCCGGAAGUGCACCCGCGUCCGCUGGGCGCCGCGGGCGGAGGGACGCGCGGAGAUGACGCAGGCAGCACCGGAAGCCGCUCCCCUGUGAGGUUGCAGACCCCGAGCGGCGGCCGCUGGUCCAGGCGCCAUGGCUGCGGAGCGGACCCGGCCGCUGCGAGGCUCUGGCGGCCCGAGCGCGCCUAGUCGGUGUGAGCCCGGCGCGAGGUCCCGGGCCCCGGGGCGCUCGCUCAGGUAAAUUUUUCCAUAACCUUAUGGAGAGAAAGGACUUUGAGACAUGGCUUGAUAACAUUUCUGUUACAUUUCUUUCUCUGACGGACUUGCAGAAAAAUGAAACUCUGGAUCACCUGAUUAGUCUGAGUGGGGCAGUCCAGCUCAGGCAUCUCUCCAAUAACCUGGAGACUCUCCUCAAGCGGGACUUCCUCAAACUCCUUCCCCUGGAGCUCAGUUUUUAUUUGUUAAAAUGGCUCGAUCCUCAGACUUUACUCACAUGCUGCCUCGUCUCUAAACAGUGGAAUAAGGUGAUAAGUGCCUGUACAGAGGUGUGGCAGACUGCGUGUAAAAAUUUGGGCUGGCAGAUAGAUGAUUCUGUUCAGGACGCUUUGCACUGGAAGAAGGUUUAUUUGAAGGCUAUUUUGAGAAUGAAGCAACUGGAGGACCAUGAAGCCUUUGAGACCUCAUCGUUAAUUGGACACAGUGCCAGAGUGUAUGCACUUUACUACAAGGAUGGACUUCUCUGUACAGGGUCAGAUGACUUGUCUGCAAAACUGUGGGAUGUGAGCACAGGACAGUGCGUUUAUGGCAUCCAGACCCACACUUGUGCAGCAGUGAAAUUUGAUGAGCAGAAGCUUGUGACAGGCUCCUUUGACAACACUGUGGCCUGCUGGGAAUGGAGUUCUGGAGCCAGGACCCAGCACUUCCGGGGGCACACAGGGGCGGUGUUUAGCGUUGACUACAAUGAUGAACUGGAUAUCUUGGUGAGUGGCUCUGCAGACUUCACUGUGAAAGUAUGGGCUUUAUCUGCUGGGACGUGCCUGAACACACUCACCGGGCACACGGAAUGGGUCACCAAGGUGGUUUUGCAGAAGUGUAAAGUCAAGUCUCUUUUGCACAGCCCUGGAGACUACAUACUCUUAAGUGCGGACAAAUAUGAGAUCAAGAUUUGGCCGAUUGGGAGAGAAAUUAACUGCAAGUGCUUGAAGACAUUGUCUGUCUCUGAGGACAGGAGUAUCUGCCUGCAGCCAAGACUUCAUUUUGAUGGCAAAUACAUUGUCUGUAGUUCCGCGCUGGGUCUCUACCAGUGGGACUUUGCCAGUUAUGAUAUUCUCAGGGUCAUCAAGACUCCUGAGAUAGCAAACUUGGCCUUGCUUGGCUUUGGAGAUAUCUUUGCCCUGCUGUUUGACAACCGCUACCUGUAUAUCAUGGACUUGCGGACAGAGAGCCUGAUUAGCCGCUGGCCUCUGCCAGAGUACAGGAAAUCAAAGAGAGGCUCAAGCUUCCUGGCGGGCGAAGCAUCCUGGCUCAAUGGACUGGAUGGGCACAAUGACACGGGCUUGGUCUUUGCCACCAGCAUGCCUGACCACAGUAUUCACCUGGUGUUGUGGAAGGAGCACGGCUGACGCCACGAGCUUACCACCGCUGACUUGACUUUGGGUGCCGGGGCUGCGGGUUUUCAGUGCAACCUCUGUGGCAGCCGACUGCAUGAACCAAAGUUCUCACCUAAUGGUAUCAUCGCGCAGUGCACAAUCAUUUAUCCAUGUUUGCCAGGGGGCCAGGGCUCGGGGCGGGGGAGGGCUUGUUUUAUUGACAUACAGCACAGCAUGCUAGUGGGGGUACGCCAUUGACUUCAUUUGUACUUAGUUAUGUUGGUCAGUAGAAGAGGAUGCAUUUUGGGUUCAUCUUUCUUGAAUAUUGGUUUUAAGUAAAGAAAGUUAAAUGGCUCAUUAAUCUGCUAAUUGGUUGCCUAUAAAAACACAUUCAGUCUGUUAUUAAAGCUUUUUACCAUCGCCUUUUUUUCUUUUGAAGUUGAAGCAAAGGUGCUAUGAUGUUGUUCCAGCAACUUCUCUCACGUGGGGCUUAGCUUUUAUAAUAGCCAGUGUUACAAAGACCACUGAGUCCUGUGACAUUCAUAAACUCUCCACCACAUACCAGUUCUAAAGAAGGUCUGUCUUCCAGGGCGUAUCAAGUUCUAUAAAUUGUUCACAACACAUUCUAAACCCUAGUACUUGGCAGAGUCAGGGUUGGCCAGGUCUGAGAUGUAAGGGAGUUCUAUGGUUUUCGUUUCCGUGUGGAGCAAGCUGGCCAUCGGUCCCCUGCCGCCUGGGUGAGUGCACACAGGUGACCGGUACAGUAGAAAGGGCGCUGAGCUGGAAGGUCGAAGACUGGCCCUGUUACCUAGGAACCCUGCGACCUCACUAUAUCACUUCCCUGGGCCCCAUUUUCCCUGUCUGUAUAGCCAGGUGUUACGCUAAGUGAUUUCUGAGGUUUUGGUCCUGCAUCUACUGAAGUGUGGGCAAAAGUUGGUAUUUCAGUUUUGUCUGAUUCAUGGUUUCUUUUGGGUUGAAGAUAAUAGUUAAAUGAAAUCAUUGGUACAGAGUUAAUUAUCUAUAAGGGAGUCAGAUGGACCCAGGGGAAAUGUAGAAAAUGUAACAGAUUCCCUAGAAUGUUAGCAUUUGGAUGUUAGCAGAUUGGAUGUUAGCAAGAUGUUAGCAACUGGAUGAAAUGCUGAGGAGAAUCUUGGUUCUUUAAAAAGACAGUGGGCUGUCUUCGAAGGAAAGGUACCUGAACCUACCUUGUUCUUCCUCCUUUGCCUCUAACUUGACACGUGGCUUCAGGCUGGUUAACUUUUUAUCUCUGGGCCUAGAUUAGGGUUUACAAACUCAGAUGCCCAGGGCAGCCAUGCAGAUAACAUAAAUGGCUGAAAGGCGUUAGGGUUGUGCUGAAUCACGGAAAGCGUAUUUAAUGGGGCAGUUACUCAGCUCUCAGUGGUGGUGGGUCUUCACGAUUUCUUUAAGAGGGAGUAGAAAUCCAGAUCUUUAUUUGAAACCUCCUGAUCUUUGAAAUGUUGACAACUAAUUGUAGAUAGUGUAAAAUACAAUGAGCUAAACCAAGCAUGUCUAUGGGCUAUCAGUUUGCAUCCUCUACCCUGUCAUUCCUGUAAAGUUAGGUAAUUCUGUGAUCCGAAACGGGAGUGUUUUGACAUCAUCGUCACAACAUUAGGGACAAAGUAGAGGGAGCGAGCUGUAGGACAAUUCAGCUGUUUCCCAUUGUGUUACAGGAAAGUGAGGGGGCGCGUUUCAUCCGCGGGCCAACAGGAAAGUAGUUUGAAGGUGAACAUACGAACUGGAACCCCAUUUGCAGCCUCCACCUGGGAAUAUGUUAUUUGUUCUUGCUGACGCGAAUAUGAAAGCCUGUCCGUUUUACAGGUGGGAGAAAGGCUCCCGGCAGAGCUGAGAAUGAUGCCAGCCCUGGUGGGGACCCAGCCCUCCCACAUUCCGCAGUAGCACAGAGCCCGACGGUGACCUCUGAAGGCCUUCGUAAAGUUAAUAUUCUAGAGAAUUCGUGUUUGGCUUCAAGGACAGGUUUAGUUAAUAUUCUUGUUGAGACUGUAAGGGGAUGAGGGAAAAGGGUAAUGUGUUCUCCAUCCCCAAAGGCCAUGGGUUCUGUGCGUGGGCUCCGCUCCGUCUUCCAAGAACCGGAACCAGAAUUGCGGCCGGAACCGAUUUCACAGGGGCCUCAGGAGACUUUGGGCGGUGAUGAGGGCAAAUGACUUUUUCCUCUUCCUCCAACCUGAACAAAUAACUGAGAUUGCAGAUCUGAUGGCCAUCCCUACGCCCACCUCACUCUCAGAUAUAUCCAGCAGGAAUUAUAGUCAUUUGUGGGAAUUUUUUUUUUUUUUUUUUUUAAUGACUGACCCCCUACUUUUACGGCACGUCCCAUUUCAAUUUUCAGCGGACACCGAAGUUCCCAUCAGGUAGCGUGGCGCAGCUGGUUGGGACAGCAGUACUUGAGGCAGUGGUUGGAGUCCUCACUUAGAUUCCUCCUCACCAAAGGCCUUCGUUCCACCUGAGCGGGUUAUUUCAGUGCUUUAUAGAUGCCGGAUUUAGCCAUACAAUGGCUGGCUUUUGUGAAAAUGAAGAGCUAACGGGUCCUUUGAAAGAAUAAAGCAAACUGGAGCAUCAGAGGGUGGGGAGGAGGUAGCUAAAGCUGUAGUUUCUUAGUCCCCUUUCAUUGCCUUACAAGGUUGUCUUCCCCGCUCCCUGACUUGCGCUCCCUUAGCUCGGAGGGGAGGCAGCUGCCUUUUCCUCUUCUGUGAACAUGCUCAUUUCUGAAAAAUUCGCAAGUCCUGAGCACAUAGACUCCAUCCUUUCUUGAUGAGCGUUGGAUUUCUUGAGUGAAGAUGUGUGGUGAGAGGGAGGGGCUCCUCACCUCUCAGCUCCAUAAGGGUGGGGCUGGGGGUCCAGGAGAGCUGAGGGAGUGGGAAGUUCUAACAUUCCAAAGCAAAGUCAUUUCCUCCAGCCCCGUUGUUUGAAGUAAGAAGUCAUUCGGCAAAACUGAUACCAGGCUGACCUUCAGACCUGUCAGAGGAAUAGGAAGGAAGCCUUCUUUUCAGGGGUGGGGCUAGACUUUGAAAAGUUCCAUGGGAAGGUGCACACGUUUGGAUAGCUUUUUAUAAGUGGAAGGUAGGGAAUAAAUACUGUUACUAAAUUUUAGAUCGCACCUCAUUUUUCACAGUUAAAAAAGACCCUUGUGGCCAUUGCAGACACUCGGCGAAGUGUGGAUGAGGGUGAUGUAAUCAUUCCAGAGUUUACGCUCGGGAGAGUGGUCACUACUCUGCAUUUGUAAAACCCCUUCGGGAGAAAAGAAAUAUUUUUGUAAACGGUAUCAUUUUAGACAAGAAGUGGCUUGUUCGGUUCGGCAUUUCGACCUAACCGAAAUGGCGAAGGAUGGAGGUGCAGCCGGGUUUUCCGCCGCUGCUCUGGCCAAACGCGGCCAGCUCCUCGAAGCGGGGCCAGUGCACCCUGGCUUCUUGGGGGCCUGGAGGUGAAGCUUCCACCGUCACUGACUCUACCAGUCUCGGGGCCUCUGCUUGGCCUCUGGCAGGCCUGGGCGACCUGCAGGUGCCCCCCUCAGUCGGGAAGCGCGCAGAAUCAGAUCACUGCUCUAGGAUGCCGUCUGGGGCGGGCCACACGGUCCCCUUUGCCUUUAGGGACACAGGAUUUGUCAGGGCAGGAGGGAAGCUCUUGAGGUCUGUCCCCGUGACACAGCCUUCCUACCUGGUUAUGCCGGUGCUGGCCACGAUAUUUGCAAGACACCCGAGACACCCCAGAGGAUUACGCGGCCCACUAGAGUGUGAUGGCAAGAGCAGGUUAGCGUCUUGGGCAGAAAUGCCCACUAGGUGUCUUUGGCAGCGUGGGAGCAGAGGGUCGGUCCCUUGUGCCUACUCUAGGAAAGUGUUCCCCAGAAUAAAUCCUCCGGUGGAGUCCUGGGUAGUCUUUGUACCACUCCCUUAUCAGGCUGAAUGAUCGUGCUCCGUUCAAACGGGUGUUGGCUGUCGAGUUGUUUCAGGGUGUCUCCGGUCUUCCUACGACAGGGGACUUCGGUUGCUUCCAGUUAGUAUUACGGUCCUGACGAGUCGUAACCCCGUGCUGUCGUCGCCGCCUAGAGAACCCAGCCAUGUCUGCGCUUCAUGAAUGUGCUCAGAGAAAAAUGUUUUUGCAUAUUUCAACCUGGAAAACUAUUAACGCAGAUGACAAAAGCUCACAAUUACCCUGUGUCCCUCUACUCACAUUGUGAACAGACGCAUUUCGACUAAUUUAGACUUCGUACUCUCGACGAGCGCUCAGGUUGAAAAAGGCUGGUCUCACCAAUCCGACGUCUGUAGCAACGUGGUCAAAAUGUAUCUUCUCAUGUUUCACUAAUUUGAUGUCUAUUGUGAUCUAGGGGGAAGGAGGUGAAGUUUGUAUCUGAAGUGUCUGUGGGGUGGGAGGAGAAAGGGACUGUGUGAGCAGAUAGUGGAGAGAAUGUGGGACAAGAUGUCUUUAGAAGAUGAGAAGUUACUUUCACGCAUCGUAUGGAAGCAUUCUACUGUGAGUGAUUGUGCUAACUAUAAAUCAUUGAUGUCUAUACAUUAAGGCAGGUUCUCUCAAUUAGGCAACAUUUGGUUAGUCAAGUCCAAGUUAUUGUUUGUACUUGAAAGUAAUAAAGCUGCGUUUCCUUAAAAAUACA